CCGGGAGAGCGCGGCGGGCCGCGGGGCCGUCGGGCCUGAGGGCACUCAGGCAUCCGGAAAAGCCACAGAAUGUCUGUGACCCAGGGAGAUGCCUGCAAUAACGUGAAAGUGGUGGUGCGAGUUCGUCCAGAAAAUUCCAGGGAAAAAGCUGUCAACUUCUACAAAGUCGUUCAUGUUGUGGAUAAGCACAUACUAGUAUUCGACCCGCAGACGGAGGAAGUCGGCUUCUUUCGUGGAAAUAAGGCCACCAAUCAAGAUAUUACUAAGAAAAAGAGGAAGGACCUUAAAUUCGUAUUUGAUGCUGUUUUUGAUGAACAUGCGACUCAGCAGGAAGUUUUUGAAGACACCAGGAGCAUACUGGAUGGCUUUUUGAAUGGAUAUAAUUGCACAGUACUGGCAUAUGGGGCCACAGGAGCUGGAAAGACUCACACAAUGCUGGGAUCGCCCGAAGAACCCGGAAUUAUGUACCGAACCAUGGUGAACCUCUACAACUCCAUCGACCAGAUUAAAGAGGAGAAACUCUGCAGCGUUGCCGUGUCUUAUCUAGAGGUAUACAACGAACAGAUACGGGAUCUUCUAACAAAUUCAGGGCCGUUGGCUGUUCGCGAAGAUGCCAUGAAAGGGGUAGUGGUUCAAGGACUAACAUUACAUGAGCCCAAAACCGCAGAGGAGAUACUACAAAUGUUGGAUUACGGAAACAGAAACAGGACUCAGCACCCGACUCACGCGAAUGACACAUCCUCGCGCUCUCAUGCCGUUUUCCAGAUUUACUUGAAUCAACAAGACAAAACAGCAAGCAUUAAUCCAGAUGUCUGUAUGGCCAAAAUGUGUCUCAUUGACUUGGCGGGAUCGGAGCGUGCCAGUGCAACAAGCGCCAGGGGAGCCCGUUUUAGAGAGGGCACUAACAUUAACCGUUCCCUUCUAGCGCUCGGAAAUGUCAUCAACGCCUUAGCAGACGCUAAGAGGAAGAAGCAGCAUAUCCCUUACAGAAAUAGCAAGCUUACCCGACUGCUAAAAGAUUCUCUUGGAGGAAACUGUCGAACAAUAAUGAUAGCUGCUGUCAGUCCUUCUUCUAUGUUCUACGAUGACACAUAUAAUACACUCAAGUAUGCCAACCGGGCAAAAGAAAUAAAAUCUUCGCUGAAGAGCAAUGUUAUUAAUCUGGACAGCCAUAUAACACAAUACGUAAAGAUCUGUGAGGAACAAAAGAAGCAGAUUAUAAUAUUAAAAGAAAAACUGAGGGCCUAUGAAGAACGGGAAGUAGUCGCUCCUGAAAAUAGUCAAGUGAGCGUGUUACCUUCAAACAGGCAGGAAACAGAAAAUCGAAGGUUUCGAAGCAUUUUAAAUUGCGUAUUCCAGAAGCGUGAGGAGAUCAGACAGGAAUAUUUAAGGUUAGAGAUGCUACUGAAGGAGAAUGAGCUGAAGACCUUCUACCAGAAACAGUACCAUAAGCAGAUAGCGAUGAUGUGUUCAGAAGAGAGCGUAGAAAAGGCCACCUGCAAACGGGAUCACAGACUGGCGAUGCUGAAAACUCGUCGGUUGCACAUGGAGAAGAAAAAGAUGGAGGAGAUGCAACGAUUUGGUGAAAAUACUAAUUGGCUCCGUCAGGUCCAAGAUGAAAUUCAUCUCCAGACCCAAAAUGGCUCCAUUCCAAAGGAUCUCUGCAACGAUCUGCAGUGCUGCCAGUUGAAGCUAGAGAUCAAGGACUUGAAAACUCAAGUUAGACAUGUGAUGGACCUCGCAUCUCUUCAGGAACAGCAGCAUAAACGGACAGAAAAUGUCCUGAAUUCUCUGCUUCCGGUCCUAAGAAGUCAGUUCCUCGCGUUGAAAGAAGCAGGCCUAGCGACCGCCGCCAUUGAGUCUGACUUUAAGGAGGUUCAGCAUUUAGUGGAGAGAAAGAAAGCAGUGGUUUGGGCCGACCAAACCCUUGCCGAAUCACCAAAACCCGAUCUACCAGAGAUUUCCGUUGUCAUGGCCUUUCCGCAGCUCGGGCCCAACCCUGACGGUAUGCCUUCAGAUGAAUUAGAAGAAAAAAUUCCACUAGCCAUCAGUGAAUCAAAAAUUCCUCCACAAAAGAGAACACGAAGAAAAUUAAUGGCUUCUCCCCUGGGUGACGAAGAUACCGAAAAUUCUAAACCAUCUCACAGUAAUCAACUUGAUGAUUCUCUAAGCAAAGAGCUCCAACCUAUUGUAUAUACUCCUGAAAUGUGCAGAACGACCGUUUCAAAUCUCUGCUCAGAGACUGUGGAAAAGCAAGCAUUGCAUGCAUCUAGCUUUCAGAAAGUCAACAGCUGGAAUAUAGACGCUAAUGGCCCUCUGAAAAGAAUAGAUGAAAUUGACAUUCCCUGUGAUAGAAUGGGCUGUGAUCAAGAGGACUUGAGACCUCAAUUUAUUCUCAGAGAAGACACCAGUAAAGCCAAACGUGAAUUAAUAGAAAAGGAUGAUUCACGAACCAGUAGAAACAGCGUCCUUCACAGGCUUGGCAUUCCUCCUUCGUUUAGUAGAAAUCCUCUACCAGAAACGGACGAAGUGCCGUCUUACAUGGCGAUGACUUCAGCUGCUCAGAGAAAACGGAAAUUAAUGAGUUCUGCAGCAAGUGACGCAUUAAAGAACGUGCAAGAAUCCGGGUCCGCCAAGCGUAGUCGUCAGGACGCCCCGAGUCGCAGGCCUCUUCAUGUAAAUAAAUUGACAGUUUUACGAAGGAGGCAAGACCGAAGUCCAAAAGGGAAUGGAAAACUCGGUCGAAGUAUCUCAGAAGGAAACCUGGUGUUUGCUUCAAAGUCGAGAACAUCAAAAUUUAUUAAGCCUAAUUUUUUAAAGUAUGUUUCUAAGAAGUGAAAUGUCCCUUCACGUGCUCUUCCAAGGAAAUGUACGGACAAACUCCAAGGAUAGCUCCCCAUGGACUCUUCCCAAGACAACUUGUACUGUGCUGAUGUCACCCUUCAAAUGUCUUCGAGCAGAGAAGAAAAUAUUUCUUUUACGUUUGAUGUUAAAUUGUUAAAGUAAAUUUAGAUUUCAGCUGAGCGUAUUGAAAGCUAUUUUGUUUAAAUGACUUUUUAAGGAAAAACUUCAAGGAAGGCGAGUCCUUUUUUUUGAAAUUCUAUUUUAAUCUAGGGAUCGGUUUUCCACUGGAUCCCACUGGAGUGAAUUCAUAUAAAUUUCCUAGGAACCAACAUUUUGAGCACUUUUUAAAGAUUUUUUUGACAUGGAAUUUUACCUUAAAAUUGAAUUCAAGACUUUCUGUUUAAAUCUUAAUGUGCUAAGCCACUUGUUAAUUAUUUUCCUAUAAUGUUUUAAUGGCUGAAUUUUCAACUUUAGAUGUCCCUCAUAGCUCUAGUAUCUCUCAAACUAAAGCACCAUUUAAAGAAAGUCUCUGUAAGUAGCCUCUUUUCCCCUAAAUAUUUUGACACCUAUUGUAGAUUUGGAAUCCCAAAAUGUUGUUGUAAAUAGUUGUACUUCUGCGAUUGUUGUGAAUAAAAUAAUUUCAUUGUU
Molecule: messenger RNA, 3492 nt
Organism: Tachyglossus aculeatus (Australian echidna)
Lineage: Eukaryota; Metazoa; Chordata; Mammalia; Monotremata; Tachyglossidae
Gene: KIF18A
Product: kinesin family member 18A
Exons: 17
Coding region: 70-2838 (922 amino acids)
Biological process (GO): microtubule-based movement
Molecular function (GO): microtubule binding; ATP binding; microtubule motor activity
Source: RefSeq, a predicted model, not a curated record